UGUAAAUUUCUCCUUUAUUUUUAAAAUUUAAAACUAAGGCAAAAUCCCUAACCCUUCUUCUCCGUCUCAGGGUACCAAAACAGGGACUUGCACCUUCUUCUCCAAGUUGGAACCUUGCUCCCUUCUUCUCCGUCUCCGUUCCCGGCGUCGGAAACUGAUUGCGAUAUUCCUAACAAUCAAUAACCGUUCUUCCUUCCUGUUCUCCGUUUCUCUUCCCACGGGUUGCUGAAAACUCCAUCGAAGGCGGUCGCAGCGGCGGGACGGCGACUUGCCACUCCUCUUCUCCGAAGAGUCAUUAUGUGAGGCUAUUGAGUAGAGCCCCUUGGUGCCCCCUUCUUCUUCUUCGUCUCCGUUCGGCCAGCUGAGUAUAUCUCUUCUCUUUGAAUAUCAAGAUUUAAGGGAGAUGAUAAAACUGGAUUGGUUAUUGAUAAUGAGUUCUAUCAGUGAUUGGUGCAAUGGAGGUUGAAAAUUGGGCUACUUCUUCUGAUGGAACAGCUGAUUCGGAUGCCUACUUGCAAGAUACAGAUGAUGAAGAGAUUCACUAUAAGUCUGGAUCUUUCCCCAAGUUGCAAAUUAGGAAAAAUAAAUCCAAGGCUCGCUGGGAUGCGGAGAUGGGGAUGGCACAGGUUAUAGAACCGAAGGGUAGAAUAUGGACAGCAUUGGGAGUAGUUCGAAGAAGCAAAAUCUACUGCUUCAUUGAGGAGAUCCUAUAUCUGGCUCAAAUUGGGGCAUUAGUUCUCUUGGAUGCAAAUGAUGCUGUCGUCUCCUUGAAAGAUAUAUAUGAGAAGGUUGCAGAAGGCAAUAAUGGAUGUCAUUGGGAGGCUUUUGAGGCUUACAGACACUUAAGGUCCCUGGGAUACAUAGUCAGUCGACAUGGGGCCCCUUGGACUGAGAAGAGUGUCAAGAGUGUCCCUGGUUCUGCUUGUCUUGACGGCACUACAGAAAGCAAUGAGGUAGCAGAUAGGAAAUCAGAGGAUGAACUUUCCAUCAUUAGCCUGUUUAAAGAUUUGAAUAUUAAUGAAGUGGGGCUGGAUUUUGAUGUGCAUCUUCCCAACAGCAAGUUUAGAAAGUCUUGUCCUGGUGAUCCAAGUUUUAUCCUCUGUUUAACCAGUUUCUUUUGUAGGGGUCAACCACCACUGAGAGAAGAGAUUGAAAACCUUGAGAAAAAGUGCAAUGGUAUUCCUUUGAAGUUUUGUCAUGUAGAUCAUGGGCGUGUCAGUUUCUUUUCCUUCGACAAAUUGGAGCUUCCAGUCCUACCCUGAUGAUCCCAGAAGGUGGAAUUUUGUUCAAGUGAAGUUUCAGAGAUGGGUGGCAGAAAAGUAUCCAUUUUAUGAUCUGAUGUGUACAGGAGAUUCAGGAGCAGCUCUUUGUAUGUGGCCGAACCUGUUUACAAGUAGGUAAUUUUUAAUUUCGUAUUUAUGAAUAUGCUUGUAACCAAUUCAUUGGACAGAUUUGAUGGAAUGGAAAUUGAUCCUACGCCGCUGCUUGUGCACUUUCCUUC
Molecule: messenger RNA, 1501 nt
Organism: Macadamia integrifolia
Lineage: Eukaryota; Viridiplantae; Streptophyta; Magnoliopsida; Proteales; Proteaceae
Exons: 5
Coding region: 456-1262 (268 amino acids)
Biological process (GO): tRNA-type intron splice site recognition and cleavage
Cellular component (GO): tRNA-intron endonuclease complex
Source: RefSeq, a predicted model, not a curated record